AUCACAAAGCAGCCCAGCAGUACAAUCCAAGUUCUUUUGUGGAUGAUGGAAUGCUACCUGGAAAAUACUUUAACCAUUAUAAUUGAAUCAUUCACAACCACAGGAAUACCAGUUGCUCUCCAAUGUACUUAUUUAUUACCAGGAUCUUGAUACAGCUGAAUGGCAAUCCUUGCAUGUGUAGCUCCCUCUGCUGGAUUCAAAAUCUCAAAGAACACCAGUUCUAUACCAUUGCAUUUGUGCUUUCAGUUUUAAUGUUUGGAGGAUAUUUUAUAAGUCUGCUGCACCACGCAAUUCAAUCACUGGCACGUUUUUUUUCCAUCCUGCACAGUUAAAUGUUAUACAGUUUUAAUUCAUUUAAUGGCAGAAAUAUGGUUGGUUUGGCUCCACCCACAGCGUGAUGCUUCGUCUAUAAACUUUCAUUUGUACUCCAUUGUUCUGCCAACAGAUCGCAGGAAAGGCAGCAGUGGAAUCUCUCGGCAACUAUGUUCUCCCUGCAGUAUGUGCUCCUUAUCCUAAUUUCACUGGGGCAGGUCUAUUCCCAGCAAGUUCAUCAUAAUACUGGAAGAAGAUUUCCUCAGUGGUUAACAGGACUAAUCGCAAUGACAGUCUUCCUCUUUCUUGUCCUUGUGGUCUUUGUAGCCAAGAGGCUUUGGAAUAAGAGAACGCAGGAAAAAACAAACAUGAAAGACUUUGAAGAAGUGGUAGCCAAUGGAACCAGUGAAUCUUAUGAGGCUAGAAAAGAAAAUAUCAGAUCCAGUGAACAUUUUCAUGCAUAUGAAAAUCCCAUUGAAGUCGAUGACAAUAUCCGCACUACAGCUAUGUAACUAAUCCUUGGGUUUACAGCAUGUAAACAGUGUACAUAUAGAGUGACAAAAAUCACAACUGUCUGAUAUCAGAAUGAUAAAGUAGUUUUUAUCUGUGUCUUGACAUUGUAUUGUGUUGUAUGUAUUAAAUCUCAGCUUCCCCUACCUAGUAAAAUACAGUUUAUUGAUUAUGAGUUAGGUAAGGCAUUACGUCUAGAAAAACUUACUGUUAAUGGUGUUUAUACUUACAGUUUCUACAGGAUUAAUGUUACUUAAUACAAUAGCUAAAUGAAUUCCAGCCAUCUUUAGCCCAGUUGUGAAGAGACCAAGACACCAACUGUUUUGAAAUAAUAAUAAUAAAGUCAUGAACUCAAUUCUACAUGAAACAGUUGUAAUAAAAUGUUAA
Messenger RNA from Xenopus laevis (African clawed frog), 1209 nucleotides. It is a transcript of the gene pdzk1ip1.L, whose product is annotated as pdzk1 interacting protein 1 L homeolog. The record is from RefSeq and is a predicted model, not a curated record. The coding region runs from base 483 to 824 and encodes 113 amino acids. The transcript is spliced from 6 exons. Lineage: Eukaryota; Metazoa; Chordata; Amphibia; Anura; Pipidae. Gene Ontology annotation, cellular component: membrane.